AUGGCGACCCUAGACAACGCCAACCCCACCAUCCUCAGCGCAUCGCAGCUUCCCACGCGCCAACAACGGAUUCCCCUCCGCACCGGGCCCGACUUGAGAUACAACGAUAUCAUUUUUGAGAAGCCUUCGUAUCUUUCUAGACCUUUCUGCGACGCCCAAGUAGCCUCCUGGCCGAGAACCGAUGCCAGCGACGGUCCCCUAGCCGCUGAGCCGAUAGACGAGCAAGAGAUUUACGACCUCAUCUCUACCAUCUCCGACCCCGAACAUCCCGUCUCGCUGGGACAGCUAUCCGUCAUCAACCUGCCCGAUAUUCGCAUCACGCCCGCGCCCCACACACCCGGUGUCGGGCCAAACACAAUCAUCACCGUGCUUGUAGAGGUCACGCCCACCAUCACACACUGCUCGCUCGCCACCGUCAUUGGUCUGGGCGUUCGCGUGCGGCUAGAGCAGUGCCUGCCUCCAAACUAUCGCAUCGUGGUACGCUGCAAAGAGAACAGCCAUAGCCAGGACGAUCAGGUGAACAAGCAGCUCGGCGAUAAGGAAAGGGUGGCAGCGGCAUUGGAGAACGACACCUUGAAAGGAGUGCUGGACAAGAUGCUCGAGACAUGUGCGUAA
Messenger RNA from Emericellopsis cladophorae, 615 nucleotides. RefSeq names its product MIP18 family protein-like protein. The record is from RefSeq and is a predicted model, not a curated record. The transcript has a single exon. Gene Ontology annotation, biological process: iron-sulfur cluster assembly. Bases 1 to 615 code for a protein of 204 amino acids. Lineage: Eukaryota; Fungi; Ascomycota; Sordariomycetes; Hypocreales; Bionectriaceae.